Messenger RNA from Eriocheir sinensis (Chinese mitten crab), 2420 nucleotides. RefSeq lists its product as uncharacterized. Bases 186 to 2420 code for a protein of 744 amino acids. The record is from RefSeq and is a predicted model, not a curated record. The transcript has 2 exons. NCBI's taxonomy places the organism in Eukaryota, Metazoa, Arthropoda, Malacostraca, Decapoda, Varunidae.
UCUUCCGCCCUCCCAAGCCUGUAUCAACCCCUCGCCUCCCCAAGCCACCCCUUCCCAGCUUCUGCCAAGUCAGCGACACACUGCGUAGAUAAAAAAGUAACAGAACAACAGCCACAGACGUGCUCGGAAUCAGUGUUGAGGACCCUACCCGCGGCCUGCCUCGAUCACUGCACUGGUACUGAGGAAUGAUAGACCUCAUCGUCUGCAUUACCCUCUUCAUCAUGCUGUCGUGGGUCAAGGAAGUGCUGGCCCACGUGAACCAAAGAGAGAAGAGUCGCUCAAACGGCAGUGUGGUCAGCACGAUCAGCGGCAGCGGGGAGGAGCCGGAGUGUGCGGAAGAUUGCCUGCACUUACUUGUGGAGGAAUUUCAUAAAACAAACAACGAUGAUCACACCCGUCACUUGAUGCUCCCAACACCGCCUCCAUCGACAUCACCAUCAGCGCCGCCGUCAAGCCAUCACUCCCCUUCACCACCACCUCCCUUAUCCACCCGCCUCUCAGGUGCCCCAGCCUUGCGGCCACCUCACGUGUACCCAGCGCUGCCACCAUGCAGCCCGCCAAGGCCUUGCAGCCCGCCACCCACACCCUCCAACACUCGGCCGACGCCACCCUCAAGCAUGCCCUCCCUGAGUCUGCUAGGGUCACCUACCUCACGGAAUACCAUUGCCAAUGCGCUAUCAAUCCCCGAACCUGAAAUGCCUUUGGGUAGCCAGCAGAGCCCGCCAGUGUCUGGUGAGGACUCUAGUGUUGGGCAAGAGAACCAGAGCGAGGACGCCCUGCAGGCAGCUGCAGGCGACUUGUUGGGUCCUACAGUCGAAGAGACUUCAUAUCCGUCCUGCUUCCUGACAGCCGCGCUCACGAGUGCCAUUGGUCAAUUGGUCACGGUGCUUGACGAGAAAUAUGUGCUAGUCAGGGCAAUGGGAAAGGUGCUGAUGGUGUCCUUGAAUGCUGGUUCUUGCAAUAUCCCGCUCUGCAGGCUGGUCUGGCGAGCGGGCCAGCCGGUGCCUCUCAUCGAACUUCCGGACUCUACUUUCGUCGAGGUAGACGCCGUUGUGUGCCCUGAGAGCAAGAAGCUGCACGCAGCGGUGAUUUGGCAAGACACUAAGCCCAAGAGAUGCCUACAGCUGCUCGACGACACUUACUUGUUCUUGGACAGCCGAAACGUCACAUGCUGGCCAAGUUUCGAGGACAUACUCGCCAAGAAACUAACCGUUCUAGGGUUUGACGGAACCAUCGUUACAGCAGAAGUUUGUGAUGCCGUUGUCUUCAUAGGACAGGCAAAGGCCACGCUGGUCGAGCUGCUGCAGCAUAAUCUCGAACAGUGUAACGCCACGGUGUACAAAGUGUUGGAGGGGACGGGCGGCGGGCGGGUCCUGUAUGUGUGCACGUGUGUGUGGGUGGGACAAAAACCACCCACAAGCAGCCUGCCGAUGGUGAUAAACAGGCAGACGCUGUAUACCAAAGAAUAUCACGGCUUUUACACUAAGACCAAGAAAAAAGUCACCCUUUGUCUUGACGUGGACGCUAGCCUUUGUGUCUCGGAUGGCACAGCAACCCUUCAGGUGGAUCUGGACGGGUCCCGGAGGUCCCUGAAGGCCACUUAUCCACUGGGCCUGGAGCCUGGCUGCCAGGAAGCGGGCGAGACUACGAGAGUCAGUGUCCACGUCAGCAAGGGGAAUCCGGUGGCGUUCUCUGCAGUUAUGAUUAAGCCUCCUGACUCGACAGCUCUUGGUUCGAUCUUGAAUGAGAUGCCGCCGUGGGAUCUUUCAAAAGCAGCACUUCACUGUCCUUCAGGCUCCAAAGACAGACCAAUGAAGGUCUGCAAAAGCGCUUCAGCUGGGAAUAAUGCCGAGGACCAGCAGGUUAGGGUUUCAUCCUCUCUAAAGGCCAGUGCUCCGGUGGCACAGAAGGCUAGUGUCCCAGCUGCACAAAACACCCCUAAUACAAAUGCACAAAACACCACUAAUACAGCUGCACAAAACACCACUAAUACAGCUGCACAAAACACCACUAAUACAGCUGCACAAAACACCACUAAUACAGCUGCACAAAACACCACUAAUACAGCUGCACAAAACACCCCUAAUACAGCUGCACAAAACACCACUAAUACAGCUGCACAAAACACCACUAAUACAGCUGCACAAAACACCACUAAUACAGCUGCACAAAACACCCCUAAUACAGCUGCACAAAACACCACUAAUACAGCUGCACAAAACACCCCUAAUACAGCUGCACAAAACACCACUAAUACAGCUGCACAAAACACCCCUAAUACAGCUGCACAAAACACCACUAAUACAGCUGCACAAAACACCACUAAUACAGCUGCACAAAACACCCCUAAUACAGCUGCACAAAACACCACUAAUACAGCUGCACAAAACACCACUAAUACAGCUGCAAAACACCACUAA